Molecule: messenger RNA, 1010 nt
Organism: Indicator indicator
Lineage: Eukaryota; Metazoa; Chordata; Aves; Piciformes; Indicatoridae
Gene: EAF1
Product: ELL associated factor 1
Exons: 6
Coding region: 33-812 (259 amino acids)
Biological process (GO): regulation of transcription elongation by RNA polymerase II; positive regulation of DNA-templated transcription
Cellular component (GO): super elongation complex
Molecular function (GO): transcription elongation factor activity
Source: RefSeq, a predicted model, not a curated record
CAGGCGAGGAAGGGACGGUACGGAGCGGGGACAUGAACGGCUCGGCGAACUCGCUGCUGGACAAGGAGGAGCACCCGCUGCAGCUGGGCGAGAGCUUCGAGCGGCGGCCCAAGGCCUCCUUCCACACCAUCCGCUAUGAUUUUAAGCCAGCAUCGAUUGAUACCUCUUGUGAGGGGGACCUCCAGGUCGGUAAAGGAGACGACGUAACCAUCACCUUGCCCCAUAUCCCAGGCUCCACUCCACCCAUGACUGUGUUCAAAGGAAACAAAAGGCCGUAUCAGAAGGACUGUGUGCUCAUUAUCAACCAUGACACUGGGGAGUAUGUGCUGGAAAAGCUUAGUAGCAGCAUCCAAGUCAAAAAAACAAGAGCAGAAGGCAGCAGUAAGAUUCAGGCCCGGAUAGAGCAGCAGUCUGCCCGAGCAUCUCAGCCUCCUUCACAGUUCAGAGCCCCAACCAAGCCAGCAGCUGGGCCCAAAACUUCUCCUUUGAAGGAUAACCCCUCGCCUGAGCCGCAGCUGGAUGACAUUAAGAGAGAGCUGAGAGCAGAGGUUGAGAUUAUCGAGCAGAUGAGCAGCAGCAGCGGAAGCAGCUCCUCGGCUUCAGAAAGCUCAUCUGGGAGUGAAGACGAAAGCUCCAGCAGCGAGGGGGAAGAGCCAGCACAUGUGUCCCCUUCCCAGCCUCCACACCAGCAGUACAACAACAGGAAUGCUGUGGCCAAUGGCACCAGCAGGCCACAGGGCAGCAACCACCUCAUGAACACGCUCCGAAAUGACUUGCAGCUGAGUGAGUCUGGGAGUGACAGCGACGACUAGAGGCUGGGCUUUUGCUCCUUCUGUUACAUAUCCCUGAAGAACUCAUGUACCUGGAAGUGAUCCUAUGGCUUAGGAAGAGGAGCUGGCACAGGGAGAGAGUUCCAUGUGUGGAAUUUUAAUAGGAGAAAGGCACAGCCCUACAAAAUAGCAGCUACGGAAGGCUGCUUGACUUUGUGAAUGAAGUGUACAUUUUGUGUA